AAGGCUGAUAAUUUUUCUUUAACUUUUUCGAUGAUUUCGAGCUCCUUACAAAUGCUAAUUCUGACAAAGUCAAAUCUGGCAUUGGUCAAGCCGAUAUAGCAGGAGCUACCUGGGAUGAAGGCAAUACCUACUUCUCAAGCCAUCCAUCUACAGAAUGCUACAUCAAGAGGAACUUUAUGGUCAUCAAAGGUUCUCUUGAGUAUGGUUGCGUCAUCUGUAUAGUCUUCUGAGAAAUAUUUCUCAGGAAUCAUAUCUUUAACUUCACUGAUCUCGAGUGUCAUGGAGAAACCACCUUCAACGAUUGAUGGAUAUAGGGGUAAUGAGCACUGUUGGAACACUUCAGCGAGUCCUUUAUUAACUUCAGAAUAUCAAUUUGUGCAAGGAUAUUGAAAUUCCAAAUAGCACUUUCAUGAUACAGAGCUAUUCUAUCCAUAAUAUCUUUAGGGGCGAUGACCCAUCCGACCUUCCACCCAGUACAUGCGAAUCUUUUACCAGCAUUAU
Molecule: messenger RNA, 501 nt
Organism: Moneuplotes crassus
Lineage: Eukaryota; Ciliophora; Spirotrichea; Euplotida; Euplotidae
Source: the annotation of a GenBank genome assembly